AAAUACCACUAUAUUAAUAACUGCAGUUAGUUACUCCUAGAUUUCUAUCCAGUAAAGAUAACUUAUAUAAACAUAGUUUACUCAAUUAAAUACUCAUAUUUUUUCAACUUUUUUCUAUAUAUUAUUAUUUGUACUAAAUAUGUCACGCGUACUUGUUGGUGUAAAAAGGGUAAUCGAUUAUGCGGUUAAGAUCCGUGUUAAACCGGAUAAAACAGGAGUUAUUACUGAUGGAAUUAAACAUUCAAUGAAUCCUUUCGAUGAGAUAGCUGUUGAGGAAGCUAUAAGAAUGAAAGAAAAAAAAUUAGCACAAGAGGUAAUUGCGGUUACAUGUGGUCCUUCUCAGGCACAAGAUAGUUUGAGAACUGCAUUAGCCAUGGGUGCUGAUCGUGGAAUACACGUUGAAAUAUCACCAACAGAAUAUGAAACUUUGCAGCCGAUUCAUGUAUCUAAGAUUUUAGCAAAACUUGCAAUAGAUGAGAAAGUUGAUUUGAUUAUUGUCGGAAAGCAAGCUAUCGAUGAUGACAGUAAUCAAACUGCCCAAAUGAUUGCUGGUAAUUUAGAUUGGCCGUCAGGAACAUUUUGCAGUAAGAUCGAACAUGGUAAUGGUGAAUUGACUAUUACACGAGAAAUAGAUGGUGGUUUGGAAGUCCUCAGGUUAAAAACUCCAGCUGUUCUCAGUGCCGAUCUUCGUCUUAAUGAACCUCGUUAUGCCACAUUACCAAAUAUUAUGAAAGCAAAAAAGAAACCAAUUAAAAAAAUUAGUUCAAAGGAUCUUGGCAUAGAUACAUCCGCCAGAAUUGAAAUUAUUUCUGUAGAAGAACCACCUGUUAGGCAGGCUGGUGCAAUAGUACCUGAUGUUGAUACUUUAAUAGUUAAACUAAAGGAGCGUGGACAUCUUUGAUAUUUUCCAAAUGAUCUAUAAAGUAGAAAAUGUUGUGUCUUCCUUUGAAUGAAUUUUAUUAUAUUUUUUACUGUAUAUAACAUAUGCCAUCUAAACAUAAUUAGAAUGAAUAAGCUCUAUAUUAUAUAUUUUCAUAAAUUUGUACCAUGUGGAGGCAAAAUGUAUAUCUUUUCUCUUUA
Messenger RNA from Vespa mandarinia (Asian giant hornet), 1080 nucleotides. It is a transcript of the gene Etfb, whose product is annotated as Electron transfer flavoprotein beta subunit. Gene Ontology annotation, molecular function: electron transfer activity. Gene Ontology annotation, cellular component: mitochondrion. NCBI's taxonomy places the organism in Eukaryota, Metazoa, Arthropoda, Insecta, Hymenoptera, Vespidae. Gene Ontology annotation, biological process: fatty acid beta-oxidation using acyl-CoA dehydrogenase; amino acid catabolic process. The record is from RefSeq and is a predicted model, not a curated record.